UACAGUUUUUUGUGCACUCAUCUUGUGUUGUUGGUUUUGACCUUGUGUGGUGGUUUUAUUUGUUCUUACUGUACUGUACACACAUUUAAAUGCAUGGAACAGCAUAUUAAGUGUUUGUCAUUGUUGUGUCGAUUUUGUGGGAGGAGGGUUAUAACUGAAUUGGGAAAGAAGGGGCAUUCGUAUAGUGUAUCAACCUACCAUCAGAUAAUUCUAGAGAAAUUUAAUAUUGACAUUUCAGAGGACACUUUAGAUAUACACCCAAACAAAUUUUGCAGCACAUGCUAUUGCCAUCUCACAAUCAAGAAACCAUUACAUUGGACACCAAAAAAAUGGGACACACAUAGGAGAACAUCACACUGUCAUACAUGUACACAUUUUAAAGAAACACAAACACCAGGCAGACCAAAGAAAAGAAAAGCUGGUGGCCGCCCCCCUGCAACAACAACACCCCAGUCUCACUUUUCUCAAUUAGGAGUAUCACUAUCAGGAACAACAGACAAUCAAAAAUACAACAUCAAUCAAGACACAUUUCACAUUGAUAAUUCACUACAAUUCCUUUUGUGUUGUGUUUGUAGGUCUGUUGUGUCAUGUCCUGUCGAGUCACCUUGUAACCACCUGUUUUGUCUUGACUGUAUAUCGUCUCUCUUUGUCAAAGUGUCUGUUAGCUGUCCUCUUUGUAACAUUCAAUUUCAUUAUUCUCAAACACACACACCAGCCGCAUACAUCAUCACAUUACUACAAAAUCUUCAUGUUCAGUGUUCACAUUGUAAAACAUCCCUUCACUACACCCAAACAUCAGGCCAUUCGUGUCAUACUCGUGUAAACUGUGACCAUACAUACGCAAAAUGUACGCAAAUGGACCUCAACACCCAACAACGCCGGCAGAUAGCCUCUGAAUACCUCAAAUGUCAGAUGGCCAAGUCACAUGAUGGUAUGUCAGCCAGCAUAGGUUUAGCAGGUCGUGGAAAGGUAAAUGCAAAAGUCUUAUCUCCUAGCUACCGGUAGUUUAAAGUAACAAUCAUCAUCACAUAUUUCAAACUUGCAGAAGAUUUUGUGGAAGACGAACAAGUUAGGGUCUCAAAAUAUAUCAUUCUCUUUAUC
Molecule: messenger RNA, 1101 nt
Organism: Lytechinus pictus (painted urchin)
Lineage: Eukaryota; Metazoa; Echinodermata; Echinoidea; Temnopleuroida; Toxopneustidae
Product: V(D)J recombination-activating protein 1-like
Exons: 1
Coding region: 94-1005 (303 amino acids)
Molecular function (GO): metal ion binding
Source: RefSeq, a predicted model, not a curated record